AUGAGAGAGGAAAAAGUUGUAGCUGGGUUUGUCAAAAUAUUUCCUCGGAAAGGUUCUGUUUGGGCUAUUUAUAGAAAUUGGCAAUCUGAUUGGGAUGAAAAUACUCCACAGGAUGUAAGACAUGAGUAUGAGAUUGUGGAGGUUAUUACUGAUUUUACAGAAAAAUUAGGAGGAAGUGUGCUUCCUCUUGCUAAGCUCGAUGGUUUCACAGCAGUGUAUCAGAGAAAACAAAUGGGAUCUCAGGCAGUCAGAUGGAUUUUGAAGACACAGUUUCUUAGAUUCUCUCAUCAUAUUCCAGCUCGUAGACUUUUAGGAAAUGAGGCUCAACAAUUGCCCAAAGGUUGUUGGGAGCUUGAUCCUGCAGCAAUGCCAAUGGGUUAACCUGGGGUAAGAUGCCAUACUAAAGCAAAUGCAUUUCGCACAUGAUCAUUAAUUAGUAUCAUACUUGAAUUUUCUUCAGUUUUGGGACUGCAAUAAGAACGUUUCAUAUGGUUUGGCUUCUUUUCUUGUGGUGUAUAAACAAAGUCCUUAAAAAACAUCGGGAUCCCUCCAGCAAUAUGUAGUAGGAAUGAUGAACUGAUAACAAGGAACAAGUUUGUGUACAACUGGAUAUAUACAUGGAAUUUUUUUGUUACAAUUUUGAUUGUCCUUUCAGUGACGAGAGGAGAUUUUGCAAAUGAUCGUCCAUGUAGGGGGGUAGAUGAUUUUGUUUCUAAUACUUAGGGUAUCCAUCAUUAUUGUUAUGAUAAUCACUUUAUAUGUUUAAAGGGCAUGAGUUCAGAAUGCAAUAACUGAUAUGUUGUAUAUACCGUGCUAAUUUUUACAAAA
Messenger RNA from Cryptomeria japonica (Japanese cedar), 828 nucleotides. RefSeq lists its product as uncharacterized. The coding region runs from base 1 to 381 and encodes 126 amino acids. The record is from RefSeq and is a predicted model, not a curated record. NCBI's taxonomy places the organism in Eukaryota, Viridiplantae, Streptophyta, Pinopsida, Cupressales, Cupressaceae. The transcript has a single exon.